Molecule: messenger RNA, 1617 nt
Organism: Rotaria sordida
Lineage: Eukaryota; Metazoa; Rotifera; Eurotatoria; Philodinida; Philodinidae
Source: the annotation of a GenBank genome assembly
AUGACUGUAGAAUCUUAUGCAUGUCAAUCAUUAUCAAAUAAUAAUUAUCAACAAAUUCAUAUGGCUAUGAAUAAAUUACCUAUACAACAGAAUGGACAUUCAAAUAUGAAUGAAAAUCGUACAGAUGAUGACUAUGGUGGUGGUGGAAAUAAAAAUAAUUUACAAAUAUCUUCUAAAAAUGGAAUUUUGGAUAAUCGUAAAUCUCGUUCGACUAAUUAUCAUAAUCGAGUUAAUAUUCGUGUUGAUUCAACUCGUUGGUGGCUUGUUCAUUUUAUCCGACGUUUUAUUAUUGAUCCAAAACGUACAUUAACACGAAGUCGUAGUGUAACAGAUGCUACACGUUUUCUUCGUCAUAUUCAAGCACAUGUAUCAACAGCUAUUAAAUGUGAUUCUGUUUAUGAAGAAUCAUCGAUAAAUACAAAAAAACGACGAAAUAGUUGUUUUAAUCAUAAUCAUAUAUCUGAUGAUGAACAUAGUACAUGUAUUCGAAUACGUUCUCAAUCAAUGCCUAAUCAUAGUAUUUAUAGUUCUAACUAUCAAAUGUUAACAAUAAAACGUCGAUCACAACCAAUAGUACGUUCAUCAUCUGUACAUGAUCUUAAUCGACAUGAAGUAUUUCGUGCAAAUGAACUUGAAUUUGGUCCUAUUAUUGGACAAGGUUUUUAUGGUAUUGCACGAAAAGUUACACUUAAAAAAACUGGUCAGAUAAUGGUUAUGAAAGAAACAAAAACAUUUGAUAAAGAAGCACAAAGGAUUUUUGUUAAAGAAGUACAAGUUCUCAAAAGAUUAAAACAUCCAAAUGUUCUCAAUUUUAUUGGUUUACUUCUUGAUAAAGAUAAUCAAAUGUGUUUUCUUGUUGAUUAUAUUGCCGGUGGUACAUUAAAAGAUAUUAUUCAUGAUUUAUCAAUACCAUUAACAUGGUUACAACGUUUACGUUAUGCAAAAGAUAUAGCUGCCGGAAUGGAAUAUCUUCAUUUAUGUAAUACAAUUCAUCGUGAUUUAAAUAGUUCAAAUUGUUUAGUUAAAUCUGAUGGACAUGUUGUUGUAGCUGAUUUUGGUUUAUCAAGAAUAAAUCUUGAAGAUGGUGAUGAUGAUAUAACAACACAAAUAAAUGAUGGUUCAUCAAUUAAUUUUCGACGAGAACAACGUAGUACAAGUACAACAAUAACAUCAAAUGGAAAUAUUGUUGUUGUUAGACCUAAAACUCGACGACAAUUAUUAAGAGAUCGACAACGAUACACAGUAGUUGGUUCACCUUAUUGGAUGGCACCUGAAAUGUUAAAAGGUCAAUGUUAUGAUGAACGUGUAGAUAUAUUUUCAUUUGGAAUCAUGCUUUGUGAAAUUAUUGGUCGUGUACAAGCUGAUCCGGAUUAUUUACCUCGUACACAAGAUUUUGGUUUAAAUGUACAUUUAUUCAAUCAAAAAUAUUGUAGUAAAGAUUCUCCAAAACAAUUUAUUGCUAUAGCCAUAGCUUGUUGUGACAUAAAUCCUGAUUCAAGACCUGCAUUUUGUGUAUCUCAUCCAUGGCUUGAAGCACUUGCAUUAAGUGUUGAAACAGGCGUUUGUUUAUCCUCCAAUUCGAAUACAAAAUCAGAUCGAAUCUCGAAUGGAAAUUAA